Molecule: messenger RNA, 4219 nt
Organism: Xenia sp. Carnegie-2017
Lineage: Eukaryota; Metazoa; Cnidaria; Anthozoa; Malacalcyonacea; Xeniidae
Product: protein PFC0760c-like
Exons: 3
Coding region: 415-4188 (1257 amino acids)
Source: RefSeq, a predicted model, not a curated record
AAGCUAUUUGAAGAGCAUCGGGAAAGAUAUCGGCUCACUUUAACGGAGAAGAAUAAUGAAAUUCAACAUUGGAUUCGGAAGUACAAACGGGAUACUGAGGUAUUACAAGGUAUUUUGGAAGAACAAGAACGAGUUGAGUCUGAAAAUCGUGACUCGAUAACUCAGCUUCAAAGUGAGAUAAAUAAGUUGCAACAGAGAAACAAGUUUCUAGAGUCAGAGGUUGAAUCGGCCAAAGAACAAGGCGAAGUUGAUGUCUGUCUAUUAAAGGAAAGAUUUCAAAAAGACUUGACGUCUCAACUUCGAAGACAGAGUCGAUCAUUUUUGGUUGCCGAGGAGAGUGUAAGAAAUGAACUUACUGAAUUGGGAGAAAAAUAUAAUGAGCUGGAAAAGCAAAAUCAACAACUUCAUCAACAAAUGGAAGAGCAACGUGACGAAAUAAAGUCAUGCCUGACGGGAAUUCUUUGUCUUUCUGAUGGUGAAAACACCCUUUCCUUGCCAGACGUUCUUGCUUUGUUACAAAACGUUUUAAUGGAGAAUAAGCGCACUAUAGAAGAGCUUAUGGAACAAGUGAAUGAAUAUAAACAGGUGAGAGAGAAAUUGCGUUCGCCAGAUAUCGUCGAGGAAUAUUGUGAUGAUAACAGUGAUGAUAACACUGAUGAUAGACAGAAGGAUUAUUACCACCACUGUAGACGAGCAAAAUGGCAACGUGUCGUUAGAGUAAGUUAUGAUUUGGUUGGCGACGAUUUAGAACCAGAAAACCAACUAAAAAUGGACGGGUUUUUGAAACCUUUAGAAGUUGAUCCGUGUCUACAAAGGAAAAAACAUUCACUUAAAGAUAGUUUGGAACUUGCCGACGAACAGCUUGACCAUUUACAUCGACUUAGUCGUCAAGGAUUUAAUUCUCUUGAAACGUUAGGUGAAGAUAGCUUUGAGGAGAUUUAUCUGGAUGAUCAGAUUAUUGAAAGUGAUAGUUUCACGGAGUCAAUUACUUCUGACAAUAAUCGUACUGAAGAAGAAAAAGAAUGGGACAAACAAUGCGAAAGGAAUCAUGGCUAUAAACAAGUUUUAACUUCUAAUGUCCAAGUAAGUCCAAGAUUGUUUAAACAAUUGUCCUUGGUGUCUCAACCUGAUCUUAAUCCUACAAAUGAAGAAUUGGAAAUUAUCAAUAAUGAAACAGGGGGUUGUGUUAACUCAGAAAAAAAGGAUACCGAAAAUGACGAAGUUGAUGCCAUGAUUGUUAGAAACGAACAAAGCAUCAAAAAUGCUGUUGAUAACGAUAAAGAUAUCGACAACAAAGAUAAAGAUGAAAUACAUAUGAUAAAUCUAUAUGGGUCUCUUGUUGAUCAGCAGUUUGGUGGCGUCAAUUUUAUAGGAACGAAUGAUGGUGGUGCUAUUUCAUUUGAUCAUUGUGCUCGAUAUGAUGUUAAGGAUAAUCAAAGAACUAUAGAAGAGGGGUUUCCCAAUGGAAUACCUAAGGUUAUCCUUCAGAAGGAUCGUAACCAUAAUUUUCAUGAUCUUGUUGGUCAAGACCAUCUUACUUUGAAACAAGAUAUGAUUGACCAAGGUAAUUACCAUCCAUCUCAACAUGGUAAUGAAACUCAUCAUAUUGAUGAUAAUGACGAAGAUUCUUGUAGAAAUGACGACAAUUCCUGUGAUCUUAAUCGAAAUUAUUUCACGAAAGACGUCAAAUCUGAUUGUUCACAUCCUGAAAUUGUUGUUGAUAACGUCAAAUUUGAUGAUUCAUAUCCCAAUGCUGUGGUUGAUAACGUCAAAUCUGAUGAUUCAUAUCCCAAUGUUGUAGUUGAUAACGUCAAAUCUGAUGAUUCAUAUCCCAAUGUUGUAGUUGAUAACGUCAAAUCUGAUGAUUCAUAUCCCAAUGUUGUAGUUGAUAACGUCAAAUCUGAUGAUUCAUAUCCCAAUGUUGAUAACGUCAAAUCUGAUGAUUCAUAUCCCAAUGCUGUGGUUGAUAACGUCAAAUCUGAUGAUUCAUAUCCCAAUGUUGUAGUUGAUAACGUCAAAUCUGAUGAUUCAUAUCCCAAUGUUGUGGUUGAUAACGUCAAAUCUGAUGAUUCAUAUCCCAAUGUUGUGGUUGAUAACGUCAAAUCUGAUGAUUCAUAUCCCAAUGUUGUAGUUGAUAACGUCAAAUCUGAUGAUUCAUAUCCCAAUGCUGUGGUUGAUAACGUCAAAUCUGAUGAUUCAUAUCCCAAUGUUGUUGUUGAUAACGUCAAAUCUGAUGAUUCAUAUCCCAAUGUUGUGGUUGAUAACGUCAAAUCUGAUGAUUCAUAUCCCGAUCCUUUGGUUGAUAACGUCAAAUCUGAUGAUUCAUAUCCCGAUCCUUUGGUUGAUAACGUCAAAUCUGAUGAUUCAUAUCCCAAUGCUGUGGUUGAUAACGUCAAAUCUGAUGAUUCAUAUCCCAAUCCUUUGGUUGAUAACGUCAAAUCUGAUGAUUCAUAUCCCAAUGCUGUGGUUGAUAACGUCAAAUCUGAUGAUUCAUAUCCCAAUGCUGUGGUUGAUAACGUCAAAUCUGAUGAUUCAUAUCCCAAUGUUGUGGUUGAUAACGUCAAAUCUGAUGAUUCAUAUCCCAAUGCUGUGGUUGAUAACGUCAAAUCUGAUGAUUCAUAUCCCAAUGUUGUGGUUGAUAACGUCAAAUCUGAUGAUUCAUAUCCCAAUGCUGUGGUUGAUAACGUCAAAUCUGAUGAUUCAUAUCCCGAUCCUUUGGUUGAUAACGUCAAAUCUGAUGAUUCAUAUCCCAAUGCUCGGUUUGAUAACGUCAAAUCUAAUGAUUCGUAUCCCAAUGUUGUAGUUGAUAACGUCAAAUCUGAUGAUUCAUAUCCUAAUGUUGUAGUUGAUAACGUCAAAUCUGAUGAUUCAUAUCCCAAUCCUCGGUUUGAUAACGUCAAAUCUAAUGAUUCAUAUCCCAAUGUUGUGGUUGAUAACGUCAAAUCUGAUGAUUCAUAUCCCAAUGUUGUGGUUGAUAACGUCAAAUCUGAUGAUUCAUAUCCCAAUCCUUUGGUUGAUAACGUCAAAUCUGAUGAUUCAUAUCCCAAUCCUUUGGUUGAUAACGUCAAAUCUGAUGAUUCAUAUCCCAAUGCUGUGGUUGAUAACGUCAAAUCUGAUGAUUCAUAUCCCAAUCCUUUGGUUGAUAACGUCAAAUCUGAUGAUUCAUAUCCCAAUGUUGUGGUUGAUAACGUCAAAUCUGAUGAUUCAUAUCCCAAUGUUGUGGUUGAUAACGUCAAAUCUGAUGAUUCAUAUCCCAAUCCUUUGGUUGAUAACGUCAAAUCUGAUGAUUCAUAUCCCAAUCCUUUGGUUGAUAACGUCAAAUCUGAUGAUUCAUAUCCCAAUCCUUUGGUUGAUAACGUCAAAUCUGAUGAUUCAUAUCCCAAUCCUUUGGUUGAUAACGUCAAAUCUGAUGAUUCAUAUCCCAAUCUUUGGUUGAUAACGUCAAAUCUGAUGAUUCAUAUCCCAAUCCUUUGGUUGAUAACGUCAAAUCUGAUGAUUCAUAUCCCAAUCCUUUGGUUGAUAACGUCAAAUCUGAUGAUUCAUAUCCCAAUGCUGUGGUUGAUAACGUCAAAUCUGAUGAUUCAUAUCCCAAUCCUUUGGUUGAUAACGUCAAAUCUGAUGAUUCAUAUCCCAAUGCUGUGGUUGAUAACGUCAAAUCUGAUGAUUCAUAUCCCAAUGCUGUGGUUGAUAACGUCAAAUCUGAUGAUUCAUAUCCCGAACCUUUGGUUGAUAACGUCAAAUCUGAUGAUUCAUAUCCCAAUGCUGUGGUUGAUAACGUCAAAUCUGAUGAUUCAUAUCCCAAUCCUUUGGUUGAUAACGUCAAAUCUGAUGAUUCAUAUCCCAAUGUUGUGGUUGAUAACGUCAAAUCUGAUGAUUCAUAUCCCAAUCCUUUGGUUGAUAACGUCAAAUCUGAUGAUUCAUAUCCCAAUUCUGUGGUUGAUAACGUCAAAUCUGAUGAUUCAUAUCCCAAUGCUGUGGUUGAUAACGUCAAACCUGAUGAUUCAUAUCCGAAUCCUUUGGUUGAUAACGUCAAAUCUGAUGAUUCAUAUCCCAAUGCUGUGGUUGAUAACGUCAAACCUGAUGAUUCAUAUGCCAAUCCUUUGGUUGAUAACGUCAAAUCUGAUAAUUCAUAUCCUAAUGUUGUGGUUGAUAACGUCAAAUCCGAUGAUUCAUAUCCCAAUUUUGUAGUUGAUAACGUCAAAUCUGAUGAUUCAUAUCC